Molecule: messenger RNA, 722 nt
Organism: Dendrobium catenatum
Lineage: Eukaryota; Viridiplantae; Streptophyta; Magnoliopsida; Asparagales; Orchidaceae
Exons: 2
Coding region: 160-390 (76 amino acids)
Source: RefSeq, a predicted model, not a curated record
CCUGAUUCCUCUUUCAGACGAAUUAGCUGUUCCAAAAAUUUUCCUUCCGACGGAGAUGAAUUUUUAGUUCUAAAACGAUCGCUACAGUCCGUUGAUAAAGCGGCUUGACGUCACAGAGCCGAUAGCUGAGGCAGCCAAGAGCGAGGAAAAGGGAAAGCUAUGUCUUCUAUUGGGCCGGCGAAGGGGAUCCUCGAGAUCGCCAAGUUUGCGGUUUACGUCACCGUCCCCGCUGCUCUCACCUACGCCUUCGUUACGGAUUCGGGGACUCUUCAUAAGCUCAUGGGAUUCAGGCCUUAUGUUGUUUAUCCUCCUGAGGGUCCUCCACCUCCAUCUCCAGAAGAGCUUCGAGAAAUGGCUAGGGAGAUGGCUCGUAAGAGCAAAAGCAUCUGAGUAUUCAACAGAAAGCUAAAUGAGGCACUCUUCCAUCUGAAUGAAUUAGAGCUGAGUUAUUUCAGCACCCAUUCCAUAUAAUAUUUCCAUUGUCCAUAUUAUAAUCGGUACCCAUAGUUUAUAAGUUUGUAAUGUUUUACCGUUAAUCUUUUUAUCUUGUCAUGAUUAGAAAUACUUCUCUUUGCUAUUGAUAUUUUUUAUUUGUGGUUAAAAUACCCUUAUGAGGUAUUUGUCUGCAGCCGAAAAUAUUAAACUACGAAGUUGUUCUUGACAAGUCAUGCUUAUUAGCUUACGUCUAAUAAGACUCAAGUUGUACUUUUCCAGCUCUUUUA